This is a messenger RNA of Aricia agestis (brown argus), 1982 nucleotides long. Its product is annotated as cholinesterase 1-like. Bases 36 to 1715 code for a protein of 559 amino acids. The record is from RefSeq and is a predicted model, not a curated record. The transcript has 4 exons. NCBI's taxonomy places the organism in Eukaryota, Metazoa, Arthropoda, Insecta, Lepidoptera, Lycaenidae.
UACCUCCCGUCAAAUCAGCCAUUGUACUAGCUAGAAUGAGGUGGUUAAUAUUAUUUGUUCUAUUCACUUGUGUUUGCACCAAUGAGCUGCCAUCACGGUUAGUAAAGACAGCCCAAGGGCCAGUAAGGGGGUACAAAGAUCCUGAUUAUGAUGUGUUCACGUUCCACAAUAUUCCCUAUGCUACUGUUCCAUCCGGUGUUGACAGAUUUAAGGCACCACUACCACCGCCUGUUUGGGAAGAACCAUUUGAAGCAGCUGCAGGACAUCAAAUAAUAUGUCCGCAAAGUAAUUCUUUCGAUUUCCUACCAGACACCACAAGAGUUGAAGAAAAUUGCCUCAUUGCUAAUGUUUAUGUACCUGAUGGUGUUGUAGAAUUACUCCCCGUGGUAGUUUAUGUGCACGGGGGUGCGUUUGCGAUUGGCUAUGGAGAUAUGAUUGAUCCUCGGGAAAUGGUGAAUUCAAAAAAGAUUUUACUUGUCACCUUCAAUUAUCGUUUAGGAUUUCAUGGUUUUCUGUGCUUGGGAACAGAAGCAGCCCCUGGAAAUGCCGGUAUGAAGGACCAGGUGGCACUGCUGCGUUGGGUACAAAAGAACAUUGCUAAUUUUGGUGGUAAUCCAAAAGAUGUAACAAUCGUUGGAAGCAGCGCUGGCGCUGGUUCAGUAGAUCUCUUGAUGGUCUCUAAGAUGGCCAGAGGGCUAUUUAAUAAAGUAAUUCCUGAAAGUGGAGCAAAUACAGCAUCUUUUGCCGUGCAUAUUGAUCCAAUUGAAUCAGCCAAAUCAUACGCAGAGCUAGUAAACGCUGAUAUUGAUGUAAAUGAUAUAUACGCCUUAGAAGAAUUCUUCAUAAAAACUCCACUACAGGAUCUUAACAUUAUAAAUAUGACAAAAAACGAUUCAACAGUUGCGACAAGCCCUUGUGUGGAGCGAAAUAUUGGCGUAGAAAUGUUUCUUACAGAAAGUCCUUACGAUAUCCUUAAGAAAGGUGAUUACGAAAAGUUACCUAUGCUAUAUGGUUUUACGAAUAUGGAAGGUUUGAUGAGAAUUUUUUUCAACCGAGGAUUGGUAGUGCCGGAUCUAGAAUAUAUGAACAAGAACUUUUCAAGCUACUUGCCAGCUAAUCUGCAAUUUAAAAAUGAAAAAGAGAGAAACGAAGUAAUGGAGAGAAUCAAAACUCACUAUUUUGGUACAGUUGUGGACGAAGAAGACAUUCUAGAUUAUGUUGAUUAUUUUUCGGACGGUUUCUUUGUACAACCAACUUUGAUGUCAGUGAAACUUCAGGUAGAGGCUGGGAAUGACCAAAUUUACUUGUACGAGUAUUCGUUCACCGAUGCCAACGAUCCUACUUCAAGUGUACCAUUUACAAAAGUACGUGGAGCGUACCAUUGCGCCCAGUCCCAGGUCGUUUGGGGUUCGACUCUGAACGUAGAUUAUUUCAGCUUUAACAAAUCAGAAGCUUAUGAGAACCAUCGAAAAAUUAUCCAAAAAUUGUGGCUCAAUUUUAUAACUACUGGAAACCCUACCCCUGAAGGUUCUGGUCUGCCGGAGUGGCCAGCGGUGGGCAGGAAGUGGUCUCCGCACAUGUCUCUGGGUCGGGCGGUGGAGCUGCGCGGCUCGCUGCUGAAGGAGCGUGCGCUGUUUUGGGAGGACAUCUACGCGCGCCACUAUCGCUCCCCGCAGCCUCCGCCGACGCCGCCACCGAAACGCACCGAAUUGUAGAAAUAUACUACUGUAAUGUAAUAAUAAAAAAGUGAAAUUUUAAAUAACAUGUCAUUUAGGUCAGAAUCGCAGAGGCAUCGUCUGCCGUGCAGAUACAGUCUUACUAUUUUAACACAACAACAAACAACACAAAUGUUGUCGCGUCAUUAGUGUUGAGUUUUAAUAGUGGCAACAGGUAGUGAAACAAUAAAAUUCUAUUAAUUUGCUCACUAGAACCAAAUAAAUUGUAAAACAUCCUUAUGAUCCUCGAUCGUUUGAUGAGUUGGA